Molecule: messenger RNA, 1632 nt
Organism: Rotaria sp. Silwood2
Lineage: Eukaryota; Metazoa; Rotifera; Eurotatoria; Philodinida; Philodinidae
Source: the annotation of a GenBank genome assembly
AUGCAUUGUCGUUAUAUUACUUGUCGAUUGAUAAAUUUAUAUAAACAAGACUUAUCAUUAUGUAAACAAAGAUCACAAUUAUUUUCUCGUUAUUUCACGACAAAUAUUCAGUCACAGUCAAACACACCAACACGUCGAUGGACAAUUAAACGAUAUGUUUUACUAUUUGGACUACCAAUAACAAGUGUUUUAUUCUAUCGUUUCUCAACAAACUUUGAAAAACGACGAAAGCAUAAAAUUAUCUUAGGAAGUAUUAUACGAGCCAUUCGAGCUGUUUCAGUUGGUAUAGAAUCUAUGAUCGAUCAAAAAUUGAGUUUAUUAUUCAAGAGAAAAGGUACUGACGAAUAUAGAACUGCAUUACAAACAUGUCGACGUCGAAAUGGUAAACGUUUGGCUAAUUUUUGUAUUGAUGCCGGUGGUGUAUAUGUCAAAAUUGGUCAAGCAUUUAUAAAUCUUCCAGAAGUUAUACCAUUGGAAUAUUAUGAAGAACUACAAAUUCUUGAAGAACAUGCUCUUCGUCGAGAAAAAGGCGGAAUUGAUUCUUUAUUUAAACGAUAUUUUCGUGAUAAACCAGAAAAUAUUUUUGGAAAAUUUGAUCGAAAUCCCAUAGCAGCAGCUUCAUUAGCUGAAGUUUAUCGAGCUGAAACAAAAGCGGGAGAACCAGUUGCUGUUAAAGUACAAUAUUUUGAUUUACGUGAACGUUAUGAAACUGAUAUUGCCACGGAAUUACAUGAUGAUUUAACAUUAGAAUUAGAUUUUCUUCAUGAAGCAAGAAAUGCUGAACGUUCUCGUGAAUCUCUUAAACAUUUAGAUUAUGUUUAUGUACCAAAAGUUCAUUGGAAUUUAACAAAGAAACGCAUUUUGACUUACGAAUAUGUCGAAGGUAUAACAAUUGAUCGCGUAGAUGAAUUAAAAAAAGUAAAUCUGUCAUUAAAAGAUAUUGAUGAAAAAUUAAUUCGUCUAUUUGCUGAACAAAUGUUUCGUACUGGAUUUGUACACGCUGAUCCACAUGCUGGUAAUGUUCAUGUUAAAAUAAAUCAAAAAAGUAAAUCAAAAGAUUUUCCACAAGCACAAAUUGUUCUUCUUGAUCAUGGUCUUUAUCAAAAUUUGUUAAGUGAAGAGCGUAAAAUUUUUUGUGAUUUAUGGAUGGCAACAUUAAAUAAUGAUCAUGUACGAAUGAAACAAUCUGCUACGGCAUUAGGUGCACCAGACAAAGAUUAUGAAUUAUUUUGUACAUUAUUUACAAUGAAGCCAUCAGCUGAUACACAACAAUAUACUAUUCCAUCAUACGCAAAUGAUUGGGAUCCAUUACCACGUGAAAUACAAAUGUAUGCUAUAAAAAGUGGAAAAUUUCUAAUGCCAACUGAAGAUGAAUAUAAUAAUGAAUUAACAAAUGAACAACGUACACAAUUACAAAAACAUUUUCGAAAAUUAAUGGAUAAAAAACGUACUGCAUUAUUUCGUAUUCUGAAACAAAUGCCAAAAACAAUGUUUCUUUUAUUAAGAAAUCUUAAUGCUGUACGCCAUACAUUAAAAACUCAUCAUGUUCCUGAUGUUGAUCGUACACGUAUAGUGACUGAAGUUUGUCAACAAGCAUUAAGAGAAUUCGAAACAAAAAAAAGGAAAAUAUAA